AAAUGAAAGAUGGAAGUGAUGAGAGCAGAGCUUUCAUCACUCAUCAGCACAUUGUGAUAUGAUUUGCAACAGUGAACUGCUAAUCAGUAUGUGCUAUUUUUUGCAACUUCUUGUCUUUAAACCAAAAGUAGAUGGAAAAUGAAAAUAGUGAAUAGCAACAGAGGAAAAGUGUCUUGCAUGAACUCAUCUGUUCUCAGUUUCCAGUCAACCAUGAGGUUCAUCUCCUGUCAGUCGAGCCUUGGGGCUGUAGUUGUGGUUACACUCACUGUGGUGUCCUGCGCUGAAGCCAAGACUACACCGAAGCCAAAGUACCCGUACACGAAGAAGCCCGUCCCUCAGAUCACAGUGCACAGCCCUGUGGCCACCAGCAUGCCCAAGACACCCAAGGUAGUGGCCAGCCCCAAUCCUGCAGAGCCCCACCCUAUGCCCACCACAGAGAGAACCACUUAUCCAAGUCACCUCUUUCCCCAGUACUACACUGAGAGUACCGAGCCCCCUGGUGUUGGCCCUGAGAACUACACCCUGGAUUACAACGAGUGUUACUUCAACUUCUGUGAGUGCUGUCCGCCUGAGAGAGGCCCCAGGGGGCCAAAGGGAGACAGAGGCCUGGCAGGAACACCAGGUGAAAGAGGCCUUGCAGGGGCAGCUGGUUUACCAGGACUACCAGGUGUGAGUGGUCCUAUGGGGUUUAAAGGAGACAAAGGGGAUAAAGGUGACCGAGGAAACAGUGGGACAGCCGGGCCACCAGGAGUCCCAGGGAAACCAGGACAAAAAGGUGCUGUUGGCACAAAAGGUGAGAAAGGUGAAACAGGGCUGCAAGGUGUCAAAGGUGGUAGCGGAGAGAAAGGGGAACCUGGCCGGAAUGGGACUGCUGGUGGGAAGGGUGAACCGGGAAAAGAGGGGCCAGCUGGACCUCCAGGAAUGGCUGUAGAGCCAGGUCCUAAGGGAGACAAGGGGGAUAACGGGGAGUGUGGCGCAUUUGGGGAGAGAGGACAGAAAGGUGAUCAAGGGGAUCCUGGGCCUCCUGGCAUUCCAGGAGGGAUCGGCAUUCCAGGAAUGAACGGCAAGCAUGGUUCCCCAGGUCCUGUAGGCGUCCGAGGAGAUCCGGGAUCUCCUGGACCACAAGGACAACCAGGGGUGAGUGGGCCCCAGGGGUCACAAGGCAUGCGAGGGAUGCCUGGGCCAAAAGGAGAGAGAGGUUACCCUGGGAUGAGAGGUGAGCGGGGUGUUCGUGGAUUCAAAGGGGCUAAAGGCUCAGGGAUUCCCCAGAGACGCUCAGCCUUCAGUGUAGGCAUCUCUCCGAGAAAGUCCUUCCCUCCCUCUGGCUUCCCGAUCCGCUUUGACAAAAUCUUCUACAACGAAGAGAACCACUUCAACGUCACUUCAAACAGCUUCACGUGUGCCCAUGCUGGGGUUUACGUCUUCUCCUUCCACAUCACUGUACGCAACCAGCCACUGCGAGCCACACUGGUAGUGAACGGUGCACGGCGGGUAAGGACACGGGACUCUCUGUACGGUCAAGACAUCGACCAGGCGUCAACUCUGGUGGUGAUGCGGCUGGCGGUGGGUGAUCAGGUGUGGAUGGAGACACUCAGAGACUGGAAUGGGGCGUAUGCCAGCAGUGAGGAUGACAGCAUCUUCUCUGGGUUUCUGCUUUACUCAGAUAAGGCCUGAUACUCAGUAGCGGUACUGACAAUCUCUUCUUCUGCUGUACUGUUCCAACUUGACCAUAUCUGAGAAAAGACCAAAUACUGGUGGUGCUACACUACUAUACUCAUUACUUAUGAACUGCUCGAAAGCUACUGUACACUAGUCUGAAUAUUUGAGGACUGGCAAUAUCAAGGUCAUGUUUAUUGCAUCAUCACCUUGCUAGUAUUUUCUUGUUUUACCGUCUGAAUAAAAAUGAGAAAACUCCCAAACACUCUUGUUUAUGGCUGGUAUAUUUAUUUACAAUGUCUUGAUCUACAUGACCUUCAUCAGGUAUAUGAACAUGCAUCGCAGCAGUUCUUUAUAUAUACAUAGAUGCAGGGUAAAUGAUCCAAUCCAGAAAAAUUAGGUUGGCGAGUGAAACAUCUUGAGAAAACACAUACUUUGCUAUCCAGGUAAUUACGGGAAGAAGG
Messenger RNA from Xiphias gladius (swordfish), 2120 nucleotides. It is a transcript of the gene otol1b, whose product is annotated as otolin 1b. NCBI's taxonomy places the organism in Eukaryota, Metazoa, Chordata, Actinopteri, Istiophoriformes, Xiphiidae. The record is from RefSeq and is a predicted model, not a curated record. Gene Ontology annotation, molecular function: protein binding. The coding region runs from base 139 to 1674 and encodes 511 amino acids. The transcript has 4 exons.